Populus trichocarpa (black cottonwood) is the source of this 1318-nucleotide messenger RNA. RefSeq names its product diacylglycerol O-acyltransferase 3. Lineage: Eukaryota; Viridiplantae; Streptophyta; Magnoliopsida; Malpighiales; Salicaceae. The record is from RefSeq and is a predicted model, not a curated record. The transcript has 2 exons. The coding region runs from base 48 to 1100 and encodes 350 amino acids.
UCAAUUUUUUGAAUUUUGGUGCAUACCUCUGUUUCUUUUUUUUUUUCAUGGAGACUGCUCGCAAUAUUAUUCCUCGGCCUGUUCUUUGCUUCCCUGGCACCAGAAUUGCUACUCACCGUUUGAGCUUGCCUCCUAAUGGUCUAGGUACUGGAAAAUGUGGAGUCCCAUUUAGAAGCAAACGCUAUGAUCAUCGUAUUUUGAGUCGUGGAUUUUCCGAUUCUGGGCAUUUAAAAUACUAUGUGUCGCCAGCGAGGUGUAGUGGAAAGAAAGAGAAGAGUAAAAAGAAGCAGCUCAAGUUGUUGAGAAGAUUGUCCAGGGACUUGCCCAUUUUUUCCUACGCGGUCUGUGGCGAAGAGGGUAACGGUAGUUUGAUUGGUGAAGUCAAGGAGAAGAUGAUUUCGGAAGCAACAGAGAUUUUACUAGCGGAAUUGCAAAAUCGGAGGUUAGAGCGAAAGGAACAGAAGAGAAAGAGAAGAGACGAGAGGGCAACGCUGAUUAAAAAUAGGCCCAGGUGUGACUCUGGAUCUUCGUCGUCGUCGAGCUCUUCCUCUUCCGGGUCAUCUUCACCUGAGUCAAGUGAUAGUGAUUGUAGUAGAGAGGUAGUUUCCAUGAAACAGAUGAGAAGCAAAGCUUUGAACCCUUUUAUAGAGAUUGAAUCGGCAAAAGCAAUUAAAGAAGCAACUCAAGAAGAUCAGCACAGGGAUACAGUAUCAGGGGCUAAAUCUAAUGAUUCAAGUCCUCAAAAUCUCAGUGAUGGCGUUCAGAUCGGGGCGUCUGGGAGGAAGAUUGAGAUAUGCAUGGGUGGUAAGUGUAGGAAAUUGGGAGCAGCUGCUCUGUUGGAAGAAUUUGAAAGGAAGAUCGGAAUGGAGAGUGCUGUUGUUGGUUGCAAGUGCAUGGGGAAAUGCAUGAAAGGUCCUAAUGUCCGGGUUUUCAACUGUACUGUUGAAAAUGAAGACAUGAGAGUGGAGGAUUCUAUUAAACCCCCACUUAAUCUUCUAUGCAUCGGAGUUGGUUUGAAGGAUGUGGGUAUCAUUAGUCGUCAACUUCUGGGCAAUGAUGGCAAAGACAGGAAUCAUGCAUGUCUGAUGGCACCUUCAUGAGGAGACAUAUUUACCUUUUUUCCUUGUGAAUUAAUUUGUUUAGUUCAUUUUUGGCGUCUAACUGCAAUUGGGCUGCUGACUAUCUGCAUAGUUUAAAAAAAAAAAAAAUGAGAGGAGGAAUAAGAAAACCAGGCAGGCUUCACGCCUUCAUGUAAUGAGAACGAUGAGCACUGAUUGAAAUUUAAUUAGCAGCAUGAAAAUCAGAAGUUUCUCUCUUC